AUGAAAUUUGUUGAUUGCUUCUUUUGUGAUCUACCUGGUUACUCCUUCACACACACGCCUACUGAAGGUGAAAAAGGUGGUGCUCUGUUGUAUGUUUCUAAUCACUUGCAAUUUAUUGAACGUCUUGAUCUUGAUACACUUGCAUACAAAAGCAGUGAACUUGAAUCUAAAUUCAUUGAAAUUAUACAGGCUAAAGAUAAAAACAUGAUUGUAGGAUGCAUUUAUAGACACCCCUCAAUGUCUGUUGAUGAGUUCAACAACCAAUUUUUAAUGCCCCUUCUUGAGAAAGCGUCUUCUGAAAAUAAGCCAAUCUUUCUCCUUGGUGAUUUUAAUAUUGACCUUCUAAUGUCCGAAUCGGUUAAAGAAGUUUCUGAUUAUAUUAAUAUUACCUCCCAGUUUAAUUUAAUGCCUCAUAUAAUUUUGCCCACAAGAGUCACUGAAUCUACCAGCACAAUUAUAGAUAAUAUUUCUUUUAACUCUGCCAAGUGGGAUACUUUGUCUGGUAAUAUUAUUAAUUCAAUAUCUGAUCAUUUCCCCCAGUUCUUGGUGUUAAGAGAUUUGUCUGCUGUCAAUCCGGCUCAUGUAUCUAAUGAUAUUUAUGCUCGUAACUGGAAAAAAUUCAGUCAUGAUGCCUUUCGCACUGAACUACAAUAUACGGAUUGGGAUGCUAUACUUCAACUAAGCACAGAUGAUCCCAAUGUAUCGUUUAAUAAUUUUUACAACAGUUUCAACAGUCUUUUGGAUAAAUACGCUCCAUUAAAAACGACUUGUAAUAAAAAAAGUAGAAAAAAAUCCAAUCCUUGGAUUACUAAUGGUAUCCUUACCCCUAUUACUAAAAGAGACCUUCUUCAUAAACGUUUUUUAAGAGAGAAAGAUCCAUAUUUUAAGUCUCUCUUGUUAGAGCGUUUCAAAAAGUACCGCAAUAAAAUUGUAACUCUGUGUAGAUUGAGCAAGAGUGUUAAAAAUAUAAUUUCUGUUCGUUCUUCUGCUUCUGCUUCUCCAACCCGUAUGAACAUUGAUAACUUGCUUGUCACUGAUCCAGUGACAAUUGCUAGCUCUUUUAAUAAUUAUUUUUCAUCAAUUGCUGACAAUAUAAGAAUGGGCAUCCCAUUCACAUCAAAACAUUUCUCUUCCUUCUUAAAAUAUUCUGUUCCUAAUUCAAUGUUUCUUUCACCAACUGAUGAUAUUGAAGUUCUCCAUUGUAUUUCUUCCUUGGACCUUGGUAAAUCUUCUGGGCCAUUUAGCAUUCCUGCCCAAAUUUUUUCUACUGUUAAAACUGAAUUAUCCCUUCCACUCUCUAAACUUAUAAAUUUGUCUUUUACUUCAGGCAUUUUUCCUUCUAAUUUAAAAACUGCCAGGGUUAUCCCUAUUCAUAAAAAAGGAUCCAAAUUGGAACUUACAAAUUAUCGACCUAUAUCCUUACUUUCAAACAUUGAUAAGAUAUUUGAAAAACUUAUAUAUAAACGGGUGUAUGGGUUUCUUGAAGCUAACAAUGUCCUGUAUAAGCAACAAUUUGGUUUCAGAAAAAAUUACUCAACCUGUCAAUCACUAAUGAAUAUCUCUCAAAAAAUUAUGGAUGCUCUUGAUAAAGGAAAUUAUGCAUGUGGAGUGUUUAUUGAUCUCCAGAAGGCUUUUGAUACUGUUGACCAUGAAAUUCUGCUUACAAAGCUUCAUCAUUAUGGAAUUCGAGGUAAUGCUCUCUCUUUAUUUAGGUCCUACUUAAUAGGUCGUCAACAAUUUGUGUCUUUAAAUGGAGCUAGAUCAGCAAAUAAUCUUGCCAGACAUGGUGUCCCUCAAGGCUCUGUUUUAGGACCACUUUUAUUUUUAAUUUAUAAAAACGACUUGAAUUGUGCAAUUAACUAUUCUAUGGCUUCUCAUCAAGGGCUUAUGCCUAGUGAUUCUAUUAAAUAUCUUGGUGUUCUAUUAGAUUCUGAUUUAAGCUGGAAGACUCAGAUCAAUAAUACUGUUGCCAAGCUCAAGAGGGCUAAUGGAGCUUUAGCUAAACUUCGUCAUUUUGUGCCUCAAAAUGUCCUUAUCCUAGUCUACUAUGCCAUUUUUCAUUCCCACCUGCAAUAUUGUAAUCAAAUUUGGGGUCAACCAAAUAGUCUUGAUGUUAAUCGUAUUGCUGUUUUACAAAAUUUUGCUAUCAGACAAAUGACUUUUGAAUCUCGAAGAGCAUCAUCUAGUAUCAUCUAUGGCAACCUGGAAAUCCUCAAAUUCAAUGAUAUUGUCCAGUGUCAGAACAUUCUGUUUUUGCAUAAGCUCUUUCAUGAUAAAAUGCCUGCUACUAUCCAGAAUACUUUUGCGGUUGACUUCAACCAUGCCCAGAGCACUCGUGCAGAAAAGGCUGGCUUGAUCAAUCUUCCUACUGUCAAUACCGUUUGUUUUGGUAAAAAUUCUAUUAGAUUUAACACCAUUAAAUCCUGGAAUAAGAUACAGACAUCAAUGACUAAAAAAUUUGUUUCCAUAGAUUACUUUGGUCUAAAAAGUGAUCUAAAGAAGUAUUUUAUUGCCUCUUAUUAA
Hydractinia symbiolongicarpus is the source of this 2523-nucleotide messenger RNA. RefSeq lists its product as uncharacterized. Bases 1 to 2523 code for a protein of 840 amino acids. The record is from RefSeq and is a predicted model, not a curated record. NCBI's taxonomy places the organism in Eukaryota, Metazoa, Cnidaria, Hydrozoa, Anthoathecata, Hydractiniidae. The transcript has 4 exons.